AUGAAGUUUGGUAAGACAUUUCAAUCUCAAUUGAUCCCAGAAUGGUCAAUUUACUACAUGAACUACAAGGCCCUCAAGAAAUUGAUUAAAUCUAUAGAUGCCCUGAUUCAUGAUUCCAAUACAGAUCCUAGCCAACACCCCGAGAUCGUCACCGAAACCCUUGCCUGUUUUUUCUUUGAAGUUGAUCGUGACAUUGAGCAGGUUGAUUCGUUCUAUAAUACCAAGUUCCAGGAGUAUAAUCGAAGAUUAAACCGGGUGGUCAAGUACGAUUCUCACAUCGAGUCUACGGAAGAGUUGGAUGAGAUAAUUACGAUUUUGGUCGAGUUAAGAGCUUCGUUUAGAAAUUUACAAUGGUUUGGAGAAUUGAACCAGAAGGGGUUCUCAAAAAUCUUGAAAAAGCUAGACAAGAAAUUGACCUCUGUCAUGAGUGAUCUGAACAGUUAUCCUUUUGAUAAUCAUAACAAGGAAGCUUAUUUGACCACCAGAAUUAACGCUCUUCCUUUUGCCAAUGGAGUCGAGUUGAAGAACGCAUUGGAAACAAUUAACCAUAUUUUGAUGCAAUUAGGUGCAGAUUCCAUCAGACCUCGAGACGAUGCUGCCUCUGCAGAAGAUUUAGUUUCAGUAUUCAACAGUUUAGUUAUUGAGGAUGGAGAUGUCAGUGACGCCUUGGUGAGAUAUUCCGACAAAUUGAGUAACAGAUUCUUGCUUUUGGUACUUAAUAAAGCAACAUUGGCUAAUUCCACCAAGUGUAUUGACCAAUUAUUGAAACAUAUGACUGGUUUAGGAUAUGCUUUGUAUGAUGAUUCUGAUAUUAACGGAAGAAACUUCUUUCAUCAACAUAUCAUUAGUCUUGGCAAGGAAAACGAUAGACAAGUUGACGGCAAGAGAGCGAAUGGUGUGAAUAAAAUGUAUGGUUUGACAUAUGUCUUAAACAAAUUAGAUGAAUCGCAAAGACAUUUGUUAAUUGCCAAAGAUCAAUAUUCACGUACUCCGUUACAUUAUGCUGCCAAGUAUGGAUUACAAAUAACAGGUAGCCUCCUCGAGAAAGUAAAAUCGUGGGAUUUAAUUGACACCACCAAGUCAAUUGAUGAUAUUGAAGUUUGGGGAGACCAAGAAGGUUUAACUCCUUUGCAUAUUGCCAUUAUUGGGAAGCAUUCGUCUACUAUCCAAGCAUUAAUCCAAUUCAACCAUCCAAACAAAUUAAUUUGUCCUAAUGUUCUUUUAUUGGCUGUUAGAAUGAACUCGUGUCAAAUACUUGAUUCGUUAAUUCAAGAAGGUAAUAUUGAUGUCAAUUAUACAGAUGCUGAUCAUAACCACGAGACUGCCCUCUACAUUGCCUGUAAAUUGAACUACCCGGAUGUGGUCCAGUUCUUGCUUGAUCAUGAUGCCGAUACGGAAAUUGGUGAAAUUGUAUUUGGAUGGACACCAAUUUUCAUCGCUGCUAGCGAGGGAUACCUUUCCAUCGUGAAGUUAUUGAAAGAGUAUGGUGCCAAGUAUGACAUUGUUGAUGAUUCCAAAUGGUAUCCCGUUGAACAUGCCAGUUUGCGUGGUUACUUAGAUGUGGCUGAUUUGUUAAUUCCAGAUAAUCAAGAAUUGUUAUUAUUUGAUCAAUUACAUCAAGAACGUAAUUUACCCAGAGUUAGACCAGGAAGUGUCAGUCCUGCUAUGAUGCAACAUGCUGAUUCGUCUGGUUCUAGUAUCGAUAGGUUGAAUAGUCUGCAUCGGGAAACUAUUACUCAAUUGUACCAACAUUUGAAAAUGAAUUCCAGCACUACGGCAGUAGAUAAGACUAUGAAACCAGUAAAAUCGUUUGGUCAUAGAUAUUUAAGUGAAGAUGAAUCAAUUCUUUUGGUUACUUUGGGGACUACUGAUUUACGGGAUAAUUCUCCUCCUAUUGAAUUAAAUAAGUCAGUAGACUUGGUGUCUGACUUGGAUACUGCAUUAUCAUUAUUGAUUACCUGUCGUAAUAAAAGAACCAAUGAACCAGUUGAACCACCCGUGGUGGUUGAUUUACCCAUUGAAAACCAUCAUGGAAGUGCCACUGAUCCAAUAACAUUCAAACUCACCAAUGGACUUAAAUCCAAGGAUGUAGUUCUUACAUUCGAUUUAGCUCCAACUUAUCAACACGAAAAAUCUAUUCUUGCUCGUGCAACCGCAAUUUUAAGUGAUGCAUACACCAAGGUGGGACCAGCUGAACUUCGCUCGUUACAUAGCGGGAUUGCCACUCCGUUGAUUGAUCAUAACCUUAACAUAAUGGGGAAAGUCAGAUUUGAAUAUCUUGAAGUAUUAGCAUUCAAACACCCUUCCAUGACCUUGACAAGAUCAGACACGUACUGGAAACAAUUAGUGUCAACUAGAGUCAUUGGUCAUCGUGGGAUGGGUAAGAACCAAAGUGAGCGUAAAUCAUUGCAAUUGGGUGAAAACACCGUGGAGUCGUUUGUCGCUGCUGCCAGUUUGGGUGCUUCUUAUGUGGAAUUCGACGUUCAAUUAACCAAGGAUUAUGUGCCGGUUAUUUAUCAUGAUUUUACCGUGGCUGAGCUGGGAGUGGAUAUUCCAAUGCAUGCCUUGACCUCGGAACAGUUUUUGGGAUUGACUGAGUACAAGAAGAAGAAAGAGGGUAAGGCCCAGGGAAGAAGGAAUAGUAGCACUGAUAUUACUGGUACUCGUAACCCACCCCGUGCUAGAUCUUCACACCAGUUGCAAAAUAACGCAUUUACCAAGUUGGACUAUGAUGCUGACAUUGAGCGCGAGUUUGCUGAUCAUAUAAACCAAAGAAUGAAGCUUACACGUACCUGGAAAACCAAUGCGUUCAAGGGUAACGCUCGAGGAUUAUCCAUUGCUUCCAAUUUUGUCACUCUUCGUGAAUUAUUCCAUAAAGUGCCAGCUAAUGUUGGAUUUGAUAUCGAAUUGAAAUAUCCGAUGUUGGAUGAGGCCCAACAAGAAGGUAUGGGUGAAAUCAGUAUUGAUUUGAAUCACUACCUUGAUGUCAUUCUCAAGGUUAUUUACGAUGAGAAUACCAUGAAGAGAGAUAUCAUUUUCAGUAGUUUCCACCCGGAUGUGUGUAUCUUGCUUUCUUUGAAACAACCAACAAUCCCAAUUUUGUUCCUUACCGAAUCAGGAACUACCUCCAUGGCAGAUAUCAGAGCCAGUUCAUUGCAGAAUGCAAUUAGGUUUGCCAAGAAGUGGAACUUGUUAGGGAUUGUUUCUGCUGCUGCUGUAUUUGUGAAGACUCCAAGAUUGGCUGAAGUGGUCAAAUCCAGUGGGUUGGUGUGUGUUACCUAUGGUGAAGAGAACAAUGCUCCGGAAUUGGCCAAAAUCCAAAUGAAGGCGGGUGUGGAUGCUGUUGUUGUUGAUAGUGUGUUGGCAGUGAGGGAAGGUCUCAGAGCUGAAGUUGAUACUAUCAAUGGGGAUAUAUAG
Messenger RNA from Spathaspora passalidarum NRRL Y-27907, 3417 nucleotides. It is a transcript of the gene GDE1, whose product is annotated as glycerophosphocholine phosphodiesterase. Bases 1 to 3417 code for a protein of 1138 amino acids. Gene Ontology annotation, biological process: glycerophospholipid catabolic process. Lineage: Eukaryota; Fungi; Ascomycota; Pichiomycetes; Serinales; Debaryomycetaceae. The record is from RefSeq and is a predicted model, not a curated record. The transcript has a single exon. Gene Ontology annotation, molecular function: protein binding; glycerophosphocholine phosphodiesterase activity.